AAGCAUCAUCUCGUUCACGUUGCCCGCAUGAGUGUAAACAACACGCUCUUCAAUUAUUUCAGUAUAAUUUUCUGGGAAUUGUCCGGAUAAAAAUCCUCCGGAAAGCUGUACGUAAGAGCCAUGGCAGACGUAGACGAUCUGUUCAAUCUAUUUGAAGCCGAUAACGAUAAAGAUGAAAGUGGCAAUGUUCCAAUAGUCAUUGACGAUGAUCAGGCAGGAAAGCAACUGGAACCGGUAAAAGCUGAGACAUCUAAACGGGAGCACGAUGAAAACGAUGAUUUUGACGACGAAGAGCCUAAUAAACGGGCAAAAAUUGAAUCGAUACUGGAUGAUAUCAACUUGGACAAUAUUGAAUCUCGUAUCAAGGUGCAUACGAUUCAAUCUCCUGAAGCUUGUACCCACGAAGUGGCUGUCUAUCCGGAUCAUAAAUAUCGACCGUUAGUACCUCCAACCGGUAAGCCAGCCAAAGAGUAUCAGUUUGUACUUGAUCCUUUCCAAAAGGAGGCCAUCCUAUGCAUAGAGAAUCAGCAGUCGGUUCUGGUAUCGGCACACACUUCUGCUGGUAAAACUGUAGUUGCCGAAUACGCAAUAGCCAAAUCAUUGGCCGAGAAACAACGUGUCAUCUAUACGACUCCGAUCAAAGCACUUUCUAAUCAAAAGUACCGGGAAUUCCACGAGGAAUUUAGAGACGUCGGUUUGGUUACCGGUGAUGUGACAAUAAACCCUUCAGCUUCGUGUCUCAUAAUGACAACGGAGAUUUUGAGGAACAUGUUGUAUCGAGGAUCGGAAAUCAUGCGCGAAGUUGGUUGGGUUGUUUUUGAUGAGAUCCAUUAUAUGCGAGACAAAGAGCGUGGAGUUGUGUGGGAAGAAACACUUAUCCUCCUACCAGAUAAUGUACACUACGUAUUCCUGUCCGCUACCAUUCCGAACGCACGACAAUUCGCUGAAUGGGUUUGCCACAUUCACAAGCAGCCGUGUCACGUGGUUUACACAGAUUAUCGUCCAACUCCUUUGCAGCAUUACUUGUUUCCUGUUGGAGGCGACGGUAUUCAUUUGGUGGUCGACGAAAAAGGGCAGUUCAAGGAGGAUAAUUUCAAUACGGCCAUGGCGGUACUUCAGAAUGCCGGUGACGCUGCCAAAGGUGACCAAAAAGGGAGGAAAGGAGGCCUAAAACCGACAAGUUCGGGUGAGACGAACAUUUUCAAAAUUGUCAAAAUGAUUAUGGAAAGGAAUUUUGCGCCAGUCAUAAUUUUUUCCUUCAGUAAGAAGGACUGCGAGAUUUUCGCUAUGCAAAUGUCGAAACUAGAUUUUAACUCGACGACGGAAAAGAAAUUAGUCGACGAGGUAUUUAAUAAUGCGAUGGAUGUGCUGAGCGAGGAAGAUCGACAGCUGCCGCAGGUUGAAAAUGUACUUCCCCUUCUGAGACGAGGUAUCGGGAUCCAUCAUGGCGGAUUGCUUCCGAUUUUGAAAGAAACCAUAGAAAUUCUGUUCGGAGAAGGUCUAAUAAAAGCACUUUUCGCUACGGAAACUUUCGCCAUGGGCCUUAACAUGCCGGCUCGGACGGUGUUGUUCACGGGACCGCGGAAGUUUGAUGGAAAAGAUUUCCGUUGGGUCACGUCUGGGGAGUACAUCCAGAUGUCGGGUCGUGCCGGUCGGCGAGGUCUAGAUGACAAGGGUAUUGUGAUUCUGAUGAUUGACGAAGCAGUCUCUCCAUCGGUUGGAAAAGAAAUCGUCCAGGGAAAGCCGGAUCCGAUCAAUUCAGCUUUCCAUUUGUCGUACAACAUGGUGUUGAAUCUGUUGCGGGUAGAGGAAAUCAAUCCGGAGUACAUGCUGGAACGGUCGUUCUUCCAGUUCCAGAAUCAAUCAUCCAUCCCAGAAAUCUACAAAAAAGUACAACAGAAGCAAAAAGAACUGGAGAAAGUUUACAUUAAAGACGAACAGUCCAUAGUUUCCUACCAUCAUGUCCGGGAUCAGCUCGACACGCUUGGGAAGCAAUUUCGGGAGUACAUUACAAAACCGACCUACUUAGUACCUUUUUUGCAGCCUGGUAGGAUGAUCAAAAUUCAAUCCGAUGCAGGAGAGUUCGAGUGGGGCAUCAUUGUGAACUUCAAGAAAGAAACUGGUGAUGCCAAAAGUAAUCCAAUAAAAUCCGAGAUGAAAGUUAUCAUCGAUGUGUUGCUGCAUGUUGACGAUGGCUUCGAAAAAGAAGGCAUUCCCAAACCAUGUCCCGAGAACAAACGAGGUUCGGUAGAAGUAGUGCCUGUACUUCAUACUUUGGUGUACAGAAUCAGUUCACUUCGGGUGUAUUAUCCAAAUGAUCUUCGCCCAGCAGACAAUCGUCGGUCAGUGCUUAAAACUAUCAACGAAGUAAAAAAGAGAUUUCCGCAAGGUCCUCCCUUGUUGCAUCCAAUUAACGAUAUGCAUAUCAAGGAAAAAGAUUUUCAAACUAUAGUGGAAAUGAUCGAUAAGUUCGAGAAACGCUUGUACGCUCAUCCUUUGCACGAAUCACCGGAAUUGGACAAACUGUACACCAAAUAUAUGGAGAAGUUGGAGCUGGAACGGCAGUUGAAACAAGAAAAAAAUGCUUUCCGUGAAGCAAAGAGUCUUUUGCACAUGGAUGAGCUGAAGCACCGCAAAAGAGUACUUCGUCGUUUAGGUUAUUGCACUGCGGCAGAUGUUAUCGAGUUUAAAGGCCGUGUCGCAUGUGAAUUGAGCUGUGCCGAUGAAUUACUCUUAACAGAAAUGAUAUUCAAUGGUACCUUCACAAACCUCACAACUGCCCAGGCGUGUUCUCUUCUCUCGUGCUUUGUUUGCGAUGAGAAAAGCUCGGAAGUACCGGCUGCUACCGAAGAACUGUCCGGGCCUUUGCGACAAAUGCAGGAUCUCGCCCGUCGCAUUGCCAAGGUAUCCAACGAGUGCAAGGUCGAGCUGGACGAAGAAAGAUACGUAGAAUCCUUCAAACCAUUUCUGAUGGAUGUGGUGCUUGCGUGGUGCAAAGGAUCUUCGUUUCUGCAGCUAUGCAAGAUGACGGACAUAUUUGAAGGCUCUAUCAUCCGUUGUAUGCGACGACUUGAGGAGCUGUUGCGGCAGAUGGUGCAAGCUUCUAAGACAAUCGGCAACUCUGAUCUGGAGAAUAAGUUUUCCGAAGCGAUACGCCUGCUCAAACGAGAUAUUGUGUUUGCUGCAUCACUUUAUCUCUAAUAUAAUUUGUUUAGGUUAUGUAAUUUGAUGUAAUAAUGGAAAUUAUUAUGUAGAAAAGAAAAUAAAU
Messenger RNA from Malaya genurostris, 3268 nucleotides. RefSeq names its product exosome RNA helicase MTR4 (gene Mtr4). Gene Ontology annotation, molecular function: RNA helicase activity; RNA binding; ATP binding. The coding region runs from base 121 to 3201 and encodes 1026 amino acids. Lineage: Eukaryota; Metazoa; Arthropoda; Insecta; Diptera; Culicidae. Gene Ontology annotation, cellular component: nucleus. The record is from RefSeq and is a predicted model, not a curated record. Gene Ontology annotation, biological process: maturation of 5.8S rRNA; RNA catabolic process. The transcript is spliced from 4 exons.